UUGCGUAGCGCAUCUGUAUGCUCAGAAACACAGCACCGGGGUGUGUUUGUGUUUCCCUGCGAUGUGUCAGAGAGAGAUCCGCUAGUUUAUUCUCACACUGUCCCAGUUUGCUGGUCGCCGUCUGUUCUUAUAAAGUAAUCUACAUUUAGGUUUUAUAAAUGCAGUAGAUGGGACACAUAUUUCAGCCUACACGUAACACAUCAGAAAAGUAGCCUAUCAUUCAGAGUUAAUUGGUUUCAAGGAAAGGAUGGCACAGGUAGAGGAAUCUCACACUGAAGGGGAGAGCAGCCCUCAGAUAGUCUCCUUAAGAUCAGACGUGUCAGUGAGCCAGGGGAAUGAUGGAGAAGUGGGGCCAUCUAUGAGGAGGAAGAGGAGGAAGAAGAAAGAGCCCCGUCCAGAGUCCAUCAUCGUGUACCGCUCCGAAAUGGAGAGAGCACCAGGAGAGGAGCAGAGCGGAGAGGAGGGAGGAGAAAGGAGCACAGAGGAGGGAGCAAAGUUCCUGGGAACACCAACAGGAGAAGAAAGGGACUGGAACCUUCCUCCAGACAGCCGCUACGUGACGCUUACUGGCACCAUCACUCGAGGAAAGAAGAAAGGCCAGGUGGUGGACAUUCAUGUCACUUUGACAGAGAGGGAACUCAGGGAUCUGGCCAAGUCAAAGGAGCGUCUUGAUGCAGAGUGUGAGGCUGGGGAAGGGUACAAACGCAAGUGUACCUUAGGAGUGUGCCAGGGACCCCAUGUGGUGCUGUGGAGCAUCUCCUGCGCUCCUGUGGUUUUCCUCCUUUCCUUCAUCACCUCCUUCUACUACGGCACGCUCACCUGGUACAACGUCUUCCUGGUGUACAACGAGGAGCGGACGUUCUGGCACAAGAUUACCAUUUGCCCCUUUCUCAUCAUCUUUUACCCUGUGCUCAUUAUGCCAUUGGCGUUGUCUCUGGCUCUAUACUCAGCCAUGGUGCAGGUGUCCUGGGCUUUCAGUGAGUGGUGGCUGGCGGUGCGAGACCUGGAGAAAGGCUUUUGUGGCUGGGCCUGUGGGAAGCUGGGGCUGGAGGACUGCUCCCCCUACAGCAUUGUGGAGCUGCUCGACUCUGACACGGUUUCUGGGACUCUGCAGAGCAAGGCACCCAGUGAAUUUGCCCAGACGUCAUCAGUUUGAGGGGGGCAUUGCUGAUUUGCUGAGCUGUGCAACUGUAUUCAAAGGCCUUUUUCACAUUUUAUCAGGUUACAACCACAGACUUUAAUGGAUUUUAUUUGAGUUUUAUGUGAUUAACCAACAUAACGUCCACCUUUUGUUGCACUUAAAGCUGCAAGUAUUGUAUAUGUUAACCAGUUUUGCAUGUCUAGAGACUUACAUUUUUGUCAAUUCUUAAAAAAAUAACUCAAGCUUAGUCCGAAUAGACGAACAUUAUCAGUGAAUAUUUAUUUUCAAGUCUUGUUAUAGAUUCUUUGCUAAUUAUACCGUUUGGACUUUGACGUCAUUCUCACAUGAAUAUACUGUGAUCAGAACCAUUCCAGCUCUGACUGUAUGUUUAUGAAUAUCAACCUGCUCUAAAAGGAACCUCUGCCACAGUGUGAAAUGUUUUGCAAGUUUUCUUUCCAGGGUUGUUCUGUAUUUAGCUCCAUUCAGCUUUUCAUCAUCUCUGUCCAGCUUCCCUGUCCCUGCUGAAGACAAGUAUCUCCACAGCACAAUGGAGAUGGACUACAUACGGCUUCAACUCUGGUUUUCUUCUUGUUACUCUUUCAAAUUUAAGCCAGAUUUGUAACAGUUGCCUGGGCAACAGAUUCCCCAUCCUGAGCAGUGGAUCUUCUUUCUAUUUGUUCACUAAUGUUCUCUAAUAUAGGUUUCCCCAACUCUUUCCCUGAAGGCACAUUGCCCAGCAUUUUUAAGUGUUUCUCUGCUUCGACAAGCUUGAUUUUGAUUUAUAACUGAUUUACAAGUGUUUGCUGAACUGCAAUCAUCCCAAUCUGGGGUGUUAAAAGCAGGGGAACAUCUAAAACAUGCAGGGUUGUGUGCCUUGAGUACCAGGAUUGAUCUAACUAACAUCUCAGACCUUUAAAUAGUUGUUGCGUUUGUAAUGAGAUUAGAUUACUCAGAACUGAAACUAUUUAUCAAUUCUGAAUACAGUUUUAUUCAUGGGUACUACAGUAAGCAGGCAUGAAUAAAAUAUAUGCAUACUUUCAGGUUUUUAAAAAUUUUGAAAACCAUGUAGUAAUACAUUGAAGUUUGUAGUUGUUAUUUGAUCAAAUGUAAAACAAUUCAGGAGAUUAGAUUUUCUUUUUACAGGGUCCCCUAUUUAUGUUGGCUUAAAUAAAAUGCUGAUGUCAUUUUAACUUUUCAUCUUAGUUUGAAGACAAACAUGUGGUAGUUUUAAUAUGUCAGAAAAUAUAUUUACAGAUUUUGGAAAUUGUAAUUUGACAUAAUUCCUCAUUUUGGUUAUAAACAUAUGACUUCAUUUGAAUCUUAUAUUUCUUUAAUUAAACUGAAAAAGAAGAAAGAAGAUUUUCCUCAUAAUUAUUAUUUUGUUUAGACAAAAAUGCUUAAAAGCUUUUCAGCUACAUUUCACUGCAAAACAUAACUCAGUAUGCACUGCCCAAACUGUCUUUAGGUGCUGAAUUAUUCUUGCAAACUCUUAUUAAACUAUAAGCAUAACUGGUUAUCAGGGUUUUUUAUGGUUCUCGACUUUUAUCAUUAAACAGCUACCAGGGAUUACUAAACCAAUCUCAGAGACUUUUCACUUCAUGUUGGCCUUGGCUCGGAAAGCCAUGCUGGAGAUCCAGUAACACAGAAAACUCAACAUCACAACCAAGUUUCACUUGAUCUGUAAAUAUCUGUAAUAAACAUUUGUGAUUGCUGUGCAAUGACUUGUGUAACUUCCAAAGCAGCACUCAGUUGUUUAAGUCGCUGUAAUCACUUGGAUGCUAUAGAAGAAGUCUCUUACUUAGGAGGCUCUGCAUGAACUGUUCCAGUGGGAAAAGACAGUAUUAACACAUUAUUGACUGAAAGAUUAUUUUGCGUUUUAUAGAGUGUUUUCCACCAUUGGUUCUCUAUUUUGUGAUAUAACUUUUUUUUCUGUAUGUUGUCAGUCUAAGUGUGUAUACCUAUCCUAGUAUAAAUUAUACUUUCCAUGUUCGUUUUAGUAUCAUAGUUUAGUAUUAUUUAACUAGUUUGGACAGUUUUGUUGCAAAUUAAUGCUCAGUCAACCCUCCUAUGCAUAGAGACACCUCAAUGUCUUGUAUGUCUGCAUUGACUGAAGAGGGAAAAAAAAUAUCUGUAUUUCACCUGUCAAUCACUGGUCAAAGGCAAUCAAGAAAAAAAUAAACAGAUUUAUCAGCCACUACUUUUAACUUCAUUUAAUGUUAUAUUUUUGCUCAGUCUAAGCACCAUGAAAUGAACUGUGUGCGAUCAGAAUCUUAUUGUUUUGUUUCAUUUGUAGUUUUCUAGUUGAGAAAUCUUGUCAGAUUCCCAUGUAUUCAGAUUUUAUAUGUUGUCUUUUCAUUUUCUGAUUUAUUUCUGUUAUCCGUUGACAAGUUGUUUAAGCUACUGUAUGUGUUUUACACUCCAGCACUUUGACAUAAACUAGGUGAAUAGAUAUUGGGUUAAGAUGAAUCAGAUUAGUUAAAUGCUUGGUGAGUCAUCUGUUGGGGUGUGUUUGAGAAUAUGUAACCAUGUAUGGCCUCCCCUUUCUGGAUAUGCUGUUUUUGUUUACAAUUUAAAAAAUAGAUGUGGUUUGGGACUGAAUCUGUUUUCCACAUCACUUUUUGUAAAUCCACAUGAUGGAAAACAAAGAAUAAAAGUAAAACAAAGGAUAGCAUCACUACA
Molecule: messenger RNA, 3820 nt
Organism: Xiphophorus hellerii (green swordtail)
Lineage: Eukaryota; Metazoa; Chordata; Actinopteri; Cyprinodontiformes; Poeciliidae
Gene: tmem169b
Product: transmembrane protein 169b
Exons: 3
Coding region: 248-1156 (302 amino acids)
Source: RefSeq, a predicted model, not a curated record